Molecule: messenger RNA, 795 nt
Organism: Pichia membranifaciens NRRL Y-2026
Lineage: Eukaryota; Fungi; Ascomycota; Pichiomycetes; Pichiales; Pichiaceae
Exons: 1
Coding region: 1-795 (264 amino acids)
Biological process (GO): transcription by RNA polymerase I
Source: RefSeq, a predicted model, not a curated record
AUGGCAAAGAAGGUUAUAUCCGAAGAGAUGAUCGUGGACUCGGACGACGGGUUUUCGACAGAUUCCGAAGCAGAGAGAGAACUCGAGGAGAAGGCAGUAGAGUUUGUACCACCACGGAAAUACACCAAGCAGAUGGGACUGAAGAGACCAGAGGCCCUAGAAGAAGUUGGCAAAAAACAGCAAGUAUGGCUUAUCAAGCUUCCACAGGAUGUGGAUGUGUCUGAAAUCAAGUCCAUUCCGGUCACCGGUGGAGAGGACGAGUUCGAGAUAGCGGGGAAAGUGUACAGCAUAGCGAGUGACGACAGCGGCAAGGGAUUGGGCAAAGAAGGGAAAUUCACGGUGCUGGUUCCUACGAAAAAAGACGGCAUAUCAAGCUUCAAGGCCUCUGACCUGAGUAUCACCCGUUUCUUGGACGUGUGCGAGAAAGUAAAGAUCCCAAGCAUAAAGUACGACAAGGUUGUUGUCCAGCGUGAGGAUGUGGAGAAAGAGACAGGACUCAGAAUGCGUCAUUUUCCUACCGGAUACUACAUUAAGGAUUACGCCGAGGCACGGGAGCCCGUUGUGCCCGGUCCUAAGAGUGGGAAAAGCAGCAGUGAAAACAGCAAGAGUAAGAAGCACAGUAGCGACAAGCACAAGAGAAGCCACAACGAGGUAGAUGGCUCUGACGACGAGGAAGAAGAAAAGGACAAGAAGAAGAAGGACAAGAAAGAGAAGAAAGAAAAGAAGGACAAAAAGGACAAGAAAGAUAAGAAAGAAAAGAAGGACAAGAAGAAGUCGAAGAAGUCAGACUCAUAA